AUGCCAGCCCCCAAUGUUGCUGAGACCCCGGCUGCCAAUGAUCGCGCCACCUCCCAGCCAGCCUCUUCUUCCAGCGCACCGACUUCGUCUACACCAGCCAUGGCUGCUGCAGAUGCCCCGACCAAGAAGAACCGCCUACACCUUCCGUUGCCGUCUCGCAGGUCUUCCAAAACCGACCAACAAUCGGCAUCGGAGAAGGCCGCGGAGGCGACUCAGGACGAUCCCAGUCGGAGAGGAUCAAGAGUUAGCAUGUUGAAUCUCGCGAGAGAACGUAGCCGGGCAAGCAGUAGAAGGUCGCGGCGGACUCAGCAAGAUGCGACUACCGUCGACAAAAGCCCAGAAACGGCUCAGCCAACUUCGUCUGGGACCAACAGUCCUUCGAAGCCCUUACAGAAGAAAGGAUCUAAACUGUUCUCGUUUCUGAGCUGCUGUACCUCUCCAGAAGUUGAUGGCGAUGACAAUGCAGUGCCUCCCAAGAAGACCUCUAAACAGGCGGUUGCCUCCAACCGGCUACCCGCGACAGACAAGACCGAGACCCCUGCUGGCGACUCUAGUACAGCAGUGUCCAAGGAACCGACUGACUUCGGGGACGAGAAAGCUGCUGCACUGGCAGGCGACCAGUCCCGUUCUCGCGAAGCAGAACCUUCUGCUUCUACUCUGACCGGCCCCCAGGCCGACGGAACCUCCGGCGAUGUUCUUACAACUGGGGUCCCUAAUGACGGCUCUCAGCGGCACGAAGAAUCUGCAUUCGCAACCAACGGUGUGGCACCAGAACCUCGAGAAGGUAUGGCCAAGGUUGAUGAGGAAGAUUCCUCGUCGCAUAUCCCUACGACCGCCGAAAGGGCCCCCAAGGCAGUUGCUGGUGAGACGGACGAGACCCCUUCGCAAGCUGAGGAGGUUUCUCAAUCAGUCACCGUUUUGCCUCCUCCCCCACCCCCACCAGUGCCAGAGGUCGCCGCGGAGAGAGGGCAGCAACAACAGUGGUUGCUGCCACCUGCGCUGCCCCACCUCGCAAACCGCAAGUGCUUAGUCUUGGACCUCGAUGAGACGCUCGUGCAUAGCAGCUUUAAGGUGCUCGAGCGGGCGGACUUCACGAUUCCGGUCGAGAUCGAAGGACAGUAUCACAAUAUCUAUGUGAUCAAACGCCCAGGUGUGGAUCAGUUCAUGAAGCGGGUUGGGGAGCUGUACGAAGUCGUCGUGUUUACAGCGUCUGUUUCAAAGUACGGUGACCCUCUACUGGAUCAGCUGGACAUUCACAAUGUGAUCCACCACCGUCUUUUCCGGGAGAGUUGCUACAAUCACCAGGGAAACUAUGUCAAGGAUCUUUCACAAGUUGGCCGUGACUUGCGAGAGACCAUCAUCAUUGACAAUUCGCCCACUUCGUACAUCUUCCAUCCUCAGCACGCUAUUCCUAUCAGCAGCUGGUUUUCUGACGCGCAUGACAACGAACUGUUGGACUUGAUCCCAGUUCUCGAGGAUUUGGCCCAGGCCGAAGUUCAAGAUGUCAGCAUGGUACUGGACAUUACCCUAUAA
Molecule: messenger RNA, 1533 nt
Organism: Penicillium diatomitis
Lineage: Eukaryota; Fungi; Ascomycota; Eurotiomycetes; Eurotiales; Aspergillaceae
Gene: psrA
Product: putative general stress response phosphoprotein phosphatase Psr1/2
Exons: 4
Coding region: 1-1533 (510 amino acids)
Cellular component (GO): plasma membrane
Molecular function (GO): phosphoprotein phosphatase activity
Source: RefSeq, a predicted model, not a curated record